AUGAACGGAUUUACUAUUGAUGCUAUUUUAGGGAAUCAAAUUGUACAACAAAAUAAUCUAACUAUAAACAAUACAAAGAUGAUCGGUGAUAAUCAUUCUGAACAAAUUAAUACCUUGUAUAAAACUUCGAUGAUCAAUAAUAAUAUUAAAGUUAAUAGUAUAUCAACUGACAGAAUAACAUUUGAAUCAAUUCGAACAAUUUUACCCGAAUAUACAUUUAAUGAACGUCUAAAUUAUAGUGAGCUACCAGAACAAGACAAACAUAACAAUACUGAUCAAUUUGUAAAUUCUAAUAAUUCUAUGAUCCAAAAUGAUGAUAAUAUUGUAUAUAGUCCAAAAAAUUAUAAAAAUCGUAGUCCACGUAUACCAUUUUCACGUGAUCAAAUAUUUCGAUUAGAACGAAAGUUCCAAAAUUCAAAAUAUUUAAGUGGAUGGGAAGUGAAACAAUUGGCGAAAAAUUUAAGUCUUACAGAAACACGCGUUAAAAUAUGGUUUCAAAAUCGUCGAGCCAGAGAACGUCGCGAUUCUAUUGAAUUUAAUUCACACAAUGCUAUAAAAACUUUGAAAACAGAUAAUGAUUAUUUUAAACAAUCUUAUCAUGAACCUGAUGAAUAUAUAAUACAAAACAGUUAUAAUUUAAGUUCGAUAGCAACUGAUAACCAAAGUGAUCAUCAGUAUAAACAUAACAAUUCACUUUCAAAUUCUUGUAUAUCAUCUUUACCAUUUACUGCAUUCCAUUCAAAUUUAGAAAAAUCAGAUUUCAUUUUCAAUUUUAUUCCGGAUAUUAAACAGCCAUUAAAUCGGACUAAUAAUGAGUUAUUAAUCCCAGUAUUGAUCAAGAAUGAUCUUGCGAAUAUAGAUAAAUAA
Molecule: messenger RNA, 867 nt
Organism: Schistosoma rodhaini
Lineage: Eukaryota; Metazoa; Platyhelminthes; Trematoda; Strigeidida; Schistosomatidae
Source: the annotation of a GenBank genome assembly